Leishmania braziliensis MHOM/BR/75/M2904 is the source of this 288-nucleotide messenger RNA. RefSeq lists its product as hypothetical. NCBI's taxonomy places the organism in Eukaryota, Euglenozoa, Kinetoplastea, Trypanosomatida, Trypanosomatidae. The coding region runs from base 1 to 288 and encodes 95 amino acids. The record is from RefSeq and is a predicted model, not a curated record. The transcript has a single exon.
AUGGCGCAGAAGUCACUGCGGAGCAAGUCGAAGCACAAGAGCGCCGGUGCGUUGCGCAAGUACGUCGGUGAGGCCAAGAAGAAAUCCACAUACACAAAGGCUAAGAAGACGCCAGAGGCGAAGGCGAGGGCAAACUACAUCAGCGCUGUCGAAUCUGCCAUGGCAUCACGCGUGCCUUCUGAUCAGCGGUCGAAGCUGUCGAUCGUGAAGUCCAGUGGCCCUACACUGGCGAAGAAGCACAUAAAGAAGCCUUUAACCCGCGGCCGCAAGCGCAAGGGCGGCGAGUAA